Molecule: messenger RNA, 2721 nt
Organism: Pimephales promelas (fathead minnow)
Lineage: Eukaryota; Metazoa; Chordata; Actinopteri; Cypriniformes; Leuciscidae
Gene: sbk1
Product: SH3 domain binding kinase 1
Biological process (GO): protein phosphorylation
Molecular function (GO): protein serine/threonine kinase activity; ATP binding
Source: RefSeq, a predicted model, not a curated record
CUAAAGGACCCUGGAUGCUCCGAGACACAGACGCCGUUCUUCCAGCAUCCAGGAGCGCGAGCGCAAUGAAGUAGGUCAUUCACGCGCAGAUACACCCCCCUCCCCUCCAUCUCUCUCUCUCACACACACACUGUACAUCAUCACUGAUGACUGAACACACACACAAGCUCCUCUCUCCUCGUGCUCCAGCACAGCCUUCACAAAGGAAACACUGAACAGGACUGUGUUUUUUCCACACGAGCUGAGGAUGUAGAGCAGAGCCCAGUGUGUGUGUGACAGAGCUCUGAGCCAGACGUCCUUCAGGAACGCUGAGGAAACUCAUUCUUUGUGAUUGAAGAUCAUGCUUUUCUGGGGGGGAAUGGACGGGUAGACGCGGCGUUUGGAUGCAGGAACAUGAGGGAGAGAGAGAGGGCACCAGCAGCAGUGCCCAGGUGGGUGUUCUGGCAGCGGGACGGGGCUGUGAGACGAGCGGGGCUCCGGUCGAGGACAUGCAGGCGCUGUCCAUCGCGUCUCUCUCCGCCUCAGAGGUGGAACAGCAGUAUGAGCUGAUCGCUGCUUUGGGGAAGGGCACCUACGGCAAAGUCGACUUGUGUGUGCAUCGAACACAGGGAACCAAACUGGCUCUGAAGUACGUGAGUAAGAACAAGACGAAGCUGCGUAGUUUCCUGCGCGAGUACAGUCUGACGGCGGCUCUGGGCUGCAGUCCGUUUAUCAUCAAAGUCCUGAACGUCCUGUUUGAGACGGAGGACAGCUACGUGUUCGGCCAGGAGUACGCGCCCGCGGGAGACCUGUUCGACAUCAUCCCGCCUCAGGCCGGCCUGCCGGAGGAGAUGGUCAAACGCUGUGUUCAGCAACUGGGUUUGGCUCUGGAUUUCAUGCACAGCAAGAGUCUCGUCCAUCGCGACGUGAAGCCAGAAAACGUUCUGCUUUUCGACCGCGAGUGCCGGCGUGUGAAAUUGGCAGAUUUGGGAAUGACGCGGCGGGCGGGCAGCCGGAUCAAGCGGAUCAGCGGCACCAUCCCAUACACUGCUGCCGAGGUGUGCCAGGCCUCGGUUUCGGAUGGCAUCGUCGUGGCGACGACCCAGGACGUGUGGGCUUUCGGAGUUCUGCUCUUCUGCAUGCUCACGGGAAACUUCCCAUGGGAAGCGGCGUUGCCUAGCGACGCAUUCUUUUCCGAAUUUCAGCGCUGGCAGCGGGGGGCGUGUCCUCCAGGAGCCGUUCCCUCCCAGUGGAGGCGUUUCUCUGACGAUGCGUUACGCAUGUUCGGCCGGCUGUUGGCGUUGGAGCCGGAGCGACGCUGUGGCGUUAAAGAGGUGUUUUACUUCCUUAAAUACGACCUGCUGAAUCAUCAUCGCCGCAGAGCGUCCUGUAGGGCCCCGAGGGGAGGAGCCUCACGUUGCUCCGCCCACAGACACACAGAGCCCUCCCCCCCUUCAGGCACUUCCUGUCUACGCCCCACCCCCCUCAAACGUAGCAUCCUGUCCGAACCGCAUUCCUCAAGGGAAGAGUCCUCCAAAAGCCCGUCGCCCAACCGCCAAGACAAGAGCAAAGUGAUGAUGACCACUCCUAUUGAGAUUUGUGUAUGAAGACCAAACUGGGUCUCUAAGUGUACGGGUUUCACUGGACGGCCGCGAAACUUGUAGCAAUAUUACUUCAGGAGAACUACUGGAAAAACGUUUGCACAAGAAUGACAAGAACGCCGUAGGUUAUUAAGAACUGGCAAAACUAUUACUCUGUGACUGUGAAACCUCACUAAUUUAUAGGGAAAGUAGGACCUACUUUGGUAGGUCACUUCAGCUCUAGAAAUGAUUUUGUUUUGCAAGGAAAAACAUACUGAAUUUAACAUAUUUGCUUUUAAUUUAAAAGAAUAGUUCACUCAAAAAACAACAUGUCUUUCUUUCUUAUGGAGUCCCUAGAGGACAUGGUGAGAGAAAAAUAUGAGAUGGGAAGGAAAAAAUGUGUCAAAACUUUUCCCUUCCCCAUAAAAACUUUGCGUUUGCUCGCAAAACUCUUGCGUUCCCCUGAGAAACUUUGUUCACUUGCAAAGAACUCAAAAGUUGUGCGAGUGAAUGCAACGUUUCUCAGGGGAACACAAAACAUUUGGGUGUGAAUGCAAAAGCACCGAAAUAUGCAUUUUCCUCAAAUCUCAUAAUAUUCGCCCCAUCGCUUUGUCCCUUUAGGGGCUCCGUACGUUCUUCCAUUGAACAUGAAUGGAGAAAUACUGCACAAUGCUCCAUAAUGGGUGCUUUAGAUGUCAAGAUCCUGAAAUCACAUCAAAGUACCACAGUCUGAGUCCUCUAAAGCCAUAUAAUAGAUUUAUGUGAGUCAUUCUUAACCAAAAAUUGUAUUGAUAGUAUUUUUGCUUCAAAGAUUGUCCAUUUACUGUCAGAAAGAAUGUGAGAAAUCACACAUUAUCUAUAUCAUACAUCUAGCCCUAAAACGUGUUAAUUAGUGCAUAUUAUUUGUGUAAGCUACUAAUAUAGACCUUUCUGGAGUAGAUAAGGUACAGAGUUGUUGCAUUGAGCCCAAGGACAAGCUGAUGUGCUACUACUAAUAGUAAGAUUUAUGCACACAUUUUGCACAAAUUUGAUCCAUCUUGAUAUUGAAUGGUAUUUGAGAGAUAUGCAUUUUCAAUUCACAUUUUGGUCCAGCGCAGUCUCACCCCAAAAAGUCAUAUAACUGACGUUUUGGGACGUCUUUUGACCAUACGUCAAUAUUCGC